UGAAAUAAAAUUUCAAGUGAUUUUCAUGAGAGCUGGCUCUGGAAACGGCCUCUCACGGGUGCCCGUUCAUUGAGUUAAAUUAAUCUUACUCCCAGAAAAAUGAAUCGGCCGGGCGUAAAAUCCACUGACUAGCCCUUGCUUCUGCGUAGGCAUGUAUAGGGUUGUACUGCUAGGUUGCCGUCCCAGGGAACGCUCAGCCGGCAGUGGCCCUCAUGGACAUGAACUGGAUUGCCUCUGGGGAAAUAAACACAGGCGCUGCACACGCGAGCUCUCUUAUACCAAGCUGAAUUUAAGGAGUUAGACCACUGUAGGACUAACCUUUCUGUCAAAAUCCUGAAGAUUGCACUGUUUUGAUAUGUUUCCAUAUACUUAAUUGUGUAACUUUUUCUUUUAGGUUUUGAUUGAAACAUUUUUGAGCCAGACAAGCAAUCGAACUUUAGAUUUUGUCUGCAGUGGAGGCUCGGCUUCUCCGCCAUGAAGGCUGCUAGCAUCGGAGCAAGCAGUCGCCCAGUGCUGCCUCCCAUCAUCCCAGAGACUGAGAAGGAAUUUCUGGAGAGCAUCCAGGAUUAUAUCAUUUCAGAAAUUGAGAAAGUAGGAUGUACUGAGCAAGGGCCAGCUGAGGAGUAUUAUAUAAUAUACAGAAAUGUGUUUGAAAAGAUCAUUGAGCACGUCAACACGUACAAGGGCAUCCUGACUACAAUCAAGCAGGAAUAUGAUGCCUUUAUUGAAGCAAUAAAGAAGGGUCAACGCAAUGCAUUUUAUCUUCAUGGGAAAUUGAAAGUUUUAGCAUGUGAACCUUCAACUCUCAUGUAUUACAAAAAGAGAAUUACUCAACUGGAAGAAAAGAUCAAAAGAAUUGAGAGAAAUUCUGCAAGAAUUGAGAACUUAAUUCAGAAAAUAAGAACUUUAAGACUCACCAUUGCUGCAGAUGGAUCGCAAAACCCAACCAAGAAAGUCAAUCCUGCUCAGAAGAUACCAGGUCUCAACCUGAAAGAUUCCUUCGACAUAAGUGCUCUAUCAAGCCACCUUGCUCACCUACAGCAGAGGACGAAGGAGCUGAAAGAAGACAUGUUGACCAAAUACAUCCCUCUGGAGAACACCGUCAGUGUGGAGAAGGACAUGAAGCGUGCCCUUCACCUGCGGAAUGUGGCUGAGAAAGAGAACGAGAGCCUGAAAUUCUGCUAUUACCGACUAACACAGUUUGCAAAUGUCGUGAAUAUCUGGGAGAAUUCGGACAGAAGUAUCGACACCCUGCAGCAGCUUAUUUUUCAAAUGAUAGAAAAUGAGAAGCUUUCAGAAGGUACAAUUGUCUCCAGCAUAUCCAGCGUAUUUGAACGUGACCCCUCCAAGCGUAAAGAGGCUGAAGAUCUCAUUGAAUACAUUGAAAGGUUCAACGAACUGUUUUCCCGUGGUCAGUACGAGGCUGCAGCAAUAUAUGCUGCCAACUGUCCAAGAGGAAUCCUCUGCAAUGAAGAAGCCCUGGAGAAGUUUAGGGCUGUUGGCCCCAUUAAAGGGAAGACUCUGCCUCUUCUCAUGUACUGCGAAGCUCUUGUCAGCACAGCCAUUGCUGUGGAGCAGCCUCUUCCUACAAAUUUGACCACAGAGGCCAUCAAAUGUGCCCUGAGUGAAAAACGGCUGGACCUGGUAAUGCACUGGGUCACCCUGCACAGACUGGAGUUCUCUGAGGCGGCUGGCGAUGCGAUUUACAAGUAUGCGGAGGUGGAUAAGCACAACAAGUCGCAGUGCCUGGCUCUGGCUCAGAUCGUCUACGGCGAGUGUGGCGCACACAGAAAAGCUGCCCUGUGCUUAUGCAAGCAGGGCCAGAUCUUUGGAGCCAUGGACUACCUUCACCAGUGCAAGCCCCUUCCCACCGGGGACUACAUCUUCCUGAUAAAGCAUUGUCCUACUGUAGAGCUCAUCCGCCGCCUGACUCAAGAGUGGAAUGGGCAACCAGCCCUUAUGUCCCUGGGGGAAACAGUCCUCUCGUUCAUCCACACGGAAUACCGGAGCUAUUGUCUGCGGUUGCUGGAGGAACUUGCCAACCAGGGCAAAGACGUCUUGGAACGGAUGAUUGUGAACGAUUCAGUCUGCUCUGUGGAGGGGUGGAAGGACAUUGCUGAAACAUGCCUGCAGACCAGGAGGGAGAAGCUAGCCAGACUUCUCAUCUCAGUCCUUGCUGCACAGGAAGGCGUAGUUGAGCUGCCUCUAGAUGAUCACGAGGAUGCAAAGUUAAUGGAGCACAUCUUCAUGUAAUUCCUGGGCAGAGCGCUUGGGGGAACUCUUUGUCCUUGAACACCAAGGCAAGCCUGUGCAUAUUUUUCCUGUUUAAAAUCCUUAAUGCACUUAAUACCUCUGUGCCUAAUUUAGCUGUGAGAGAUUUCUAUUCACACAAUCUUACCGUUCUGCAAAAACUGCAUGUUUGUCUUUUUUAUUAAUCAAAAGAAAUGCUGUACUUGCACAGUCAUA
Molecule: messenger RNA, 2466 nt
Organism: Varanus komodoensis (Komodo dragon)
Lineage: Eukaryota; Metazoa; Chordata; Lepidosauria; Squamata; Varanidae
Gene: CLHC1
Product: clathrin heavy chain linker domain containing 1
Exons: 11
Coding region: 475-2253 (592 amino acids)
Source: RefSeq, a predicted model, not a curated record